Messenger RNA from Leptosia nina, 255 nucleotides. The record is from the annotation of a GenBank genome assembly. NCBI's taxonomy places the organism in Eukaryota, Metazoa, Arthropoda, Insecta, Lepidoptera, Pieridae.
AUGCAAUUGGAAUUUUGUAUUUAUGAUGAUAAUGAAAAGAUAGUCAAGAAAAUGGUACAAGAUACGGGUAAAACUCUUCCGGAAUUGACCGAAGCUGUAGAUAUUUUUCGCGUGAAAAUCAAUAAUUUCUUUACAAAUGAAAUAUGUACAAAUAAAACAAGUAACGAAGAUUUAUGUCUUGAUUCAGAGAGUGAAUUUUCUGAUAAAGAAGAUGAAAAUGUUAACCCUAAAAAACAAAGAAUUGAAACUGAGUAA